Molecule: messenger RNA, 2142 nt
Organism: Armigeres subalbatus
Lineage: Eukaryota; Metazoa; Arthropoda; Insecta; Diptera; Culicidae
Product: putative zinc finger protein 840
Exons: 8
Coding region: 126-1943 (605 amino acids)
Biological process (GO): regulation of transcription by RNA polymerase II
Cellular component (GO): chromosome
Molecular function (GO): chromatin insulator sequence binding
Source: RefSeq, a predicted model, not a curated record
UGUCUGUCACUGUCGUUUGGUGCAGCAGAUUUUUCGCAGAAAUUUUUAUUUUUUCUCAAAAUUGUUGUUAAUGAAUGUAGUGAAAGUUUUAAAACAUUCACCCAUCAGCGUGCUGUAUUUAAACGAUGUCACUACCAAUCAAACAUGAAGUUCCGAAAGAUCAGUGCAAUGUUUGCGGAAUCGAGCAACUGGUGGAUGUCUUACAGGAACAUCGGGAAACUUACCAAAUUGCUUCCGUCUUCCGGUGUUCCGUCUGUGAAGGAGACUAUCCGAGCAAAGAGACAAUGUGGAAUCACCAGGAGCAACAUUCGAUAACAGGAUUAUCCGGAGGACUGAAGUACAAGGUAUUUGAAGUACAUUGCGCAAUGUACAAAUGUUUAUUAUGUGCGGAUCAAAGAGUUUAUCAGGGAAACCUCUACUGGCAACAUAUUCACGAUAGUCAUGAGGGUUGUAACGAAUGCUUUCGAUCUAAAAGACUGCAUACACACGAAUUGACUAACAGUAAAAUAGGUCAUACUUCAAAUAGUUCAUCAGAUUCAAAAGAGCAUCUAAAUUCUUACAUUAAAUGCGAGUGUCCCAUUUGUGAUGAACCUCUGGGUAACCGAAACCACCUGUCGAAGCACAUCGAAACGAAUCAUGGGAUGUUUAUGUGCAACGUUUGUAUUAUGGUAUUCAGUAGUGGCGCUGAACUCCAUGGUCAUGAUUGUUCAGCUCAAUCAAAGAUGGACAACAGCCAGCAUGAAUCAAAAGCCGGUAGCCGAGAUGGCAACCAUGUAGACGAAUAUAAUGAUAAACCAGAAAUCAUCGAUCAAGCCGAAUUCAAACAAACUGAACAGGUUUCUAUUAAAAUGGAAAUUUCCGUUGAAGAUACAAAAUUGCAGUCACCGAAUGAUGAUAACACCGCAGAACACAAUUCUACGGAUUCCAACUACGGUAAACAUGAUAUUGUGGAUAAUAAGACAUCGUUGAAAACGACGAGUAGGUUGCUCUCCAUUCAGAAAGAAUCUCUACAGAAUCAAACUUUAAUAACUCCUAUGGAUUCACAUGAUCCACGACAAUUUGACGAUGACUGCGGAGGGUACAAUGAUAAACUGCAGAAAAAGCGCUCCAUAAUAAAAAAGUGCCCAAUCUGUGGGCUGAAAUUUCCUAGUGACACAAGAAUGCGAUAUCAUAAGCUGAUUUCCCACACAGAUCCUCGAUAUAAAUGUCCCAAGUGCCCGAAAACUUUCCAUGCCAAACACGUGUUAGACCGACAUGAAACGACUCAUCUGGAGCAGCAAAAUUUAACCUGUACCGUGUGUUUGGAAACGUAUCGCAAUGAAUUGCGACUGAAGCGCCAUAAAAAUUCCGCCCAUUCGGUGCCGUGCGAUCUGUGCGAACUCAAAUUCACUUCGCGUACUAAAAUGGAACGUCAUAAGAGGAAGCAACAUAAAGAUCGUCUGCCAGUUGACAAAUGGAGAAGAGUGAAGAUUCCAGGUCAAGCGCCGAAAAUCCCGGUUUGGACCGCGGAUCAGUUACAGGAGGCCAUUACCUCCGUUGUGACGCAGCGAUGUGGCAUCAGCCAGGCCAGUGCUCAGUAUAAGGUUCCAACCGGUACACUGUACGACAAUAUCCUCGGAAAGGUUAAUCGAAUGGGCGUUCUAGAGGAAGUCGUACUCAGUCCCGAGGAGGAAGCAAUGGUUCUGAAUUUCGCCUGCAAUAUGUCGCUAACGACGCAUAGUAAACGCACCAAACGAUCUCUGAGUAGCAUAUUGGAUUUCGUGAGCCAAUUUAAAUGUUUCCAAGAGAAUGGCGAUCGGUUCAAAUUUGGUGGAAUACCGGGCUACCAAUGGUGGUGGGCUUUCUGUCGGAAACAUUCGAUUGACAAACCAAGGUCGAAAUCAGAUGGACGCAAGAUAGCAAAAUUGAACGAAAGGACAAAAGAUGGAAAUGAAUUAAUUUAAAGCACAUAUGGUAAGCAAUCAUUUUUUCUUUUUUUUUGAAUAUCAGAUCGACAGCAGAAAAAAAUAGUACAUCCAUAGUCCCUCGUACUUAUUUGGACUGUCAGAGUGAACAAACCUAUCAGUUGAAACUAAGGUAUCUAGCAAUUGGACAGUCCCAGGCAAACGGCAGCAGAAAGCAAUCAAACGCUCGGCGAGAGCU